This is a messenger RNA of Eupeodes corollae, 7396 nucleotides long. It is a transcript of the gene inaE, whose product is annotated as diacylglycerol lipase-alpha. The record is from RefSeq and is a predicted model, not a curated record. Gene Ontology annotation, cellular component: postsynaptic membrane; dendrite membrane. Lineage: Eukaryota; Metazoa; Arthropoda; Insecta; Diptera; Syrphidae. Gene Ontology annotation, biological process: lipid metabolic process. Bases 1584 to 5477 code for a protein of 1297 amino acids. The transcript is spliced from 15 exons.
UGUGAGAUCGUUCGGUCGUACAAGCGGACGGUUACACUUUUAUAUGUUAAAAUAAAGAACUAGUGCAAAUAAUUACUGUAAAAUCAGCUAAUUUCCUUCAACCAAUACUUAAAUUAAUAGAAACUCCCUUAAAUCGAUGUUAAAUAGUUAAAUGUUCACUUAAAACUACAAAACAAGUAAAAUUAUCACACAUUUCAUCGAAAUUCGGAAUGUAGGCCAAAAAGGAGCAACCGGGUUCCUUUUCUCUUUGACACGGAUUUCAAUUUCAAUCUCAUAUCCCCUUUAAUUUAUUUUGCACUCCUUUUAUGCUGUGUACGUACCUUUUGUGCGGUUUUAAAAACGAAAAUACAUAAAUGAACAAAAAAGAAAAAUUCAAGUGAAGUGAAAUAAGAAAAAUAAAAACCGGUCAACUGUAGUUCUUCACAUUUCGCUCUGUUUUGAUUCUUUUUUUUCGCUUCUACUGACAUACUUUCCAAUAAUAGUUUGUUGUUCAUCAUCGACAAUGAAAAAUGACAAACGAUAAAGAAACAACAACAGAAACAAUACCAAGAAGAAGCAGACUAAACAAAACUAACUGCAAAAUUAGCAAAAGUUCAAAUUGGGGCUUUGGGCAUUUCCAUUUCCAUCUACGCAGUGGUGAAACUUGACGUGAAAAAAGUCCUUGUGUGUUGCAGAAUCAAGGAUCCAUAUGAGUUCAUCCUGAAAUCCUAAAUUCUCGAUUCUCCAUUUCCAUCUUUAUCUCUACAUCUAUCUCCAUUUACCGAACUCCCGGCUCGGAACGUGGCGUGGCGCCCACCUGCCCUCUGGUGCUUCUUUUGGCACGUUCACGUUACAUUUUGUGCUUUGCACUUGCUCAUUGGUGGGUGUUCCUCCUCAUGGUGCUUGCCGAAGAAAAUGGUUUGGGAUUUGGACGGUGGUGAGUGCGAGUGGUGGCUGACAGUGGCAUAGGAAAAUGAAAACAAAGUUUUUCUUCUUUGCAUUUGCAUCAUAUUCGCUAUCGCUAUCGCUACUUCUUCUUCUACUCUCUGUUGUGUAAUUUGCACUGUUCCAUCUUUUCUGUGUACCUAUAAUACUUCUCUCUCUCGAGUGAAAAUAAAAGAAAAGUUGGAUACAAAUAAAAUUAAAGAAAAGCACCAACAACAACAAAAAUAUCAUAAGGAUAAAAUCAUGAAUGUAGUGCCGUUGUUUUUGUAUCUGGUGGGUGAAAAAGAAAAUUAAUACACAACACAAUAAUAAAAAAAAAAGAAAAAGAAGAAGAAAAGUGAAAAAGUGUACACAAAAUUUUGUGUAUAGAAAAAAAAAAAAAUAAAGAAAAUAAAUAGAGAAAUGCGAAAGGAAAUUUGGUUAACGGUUACUAUACCUACUCAAUAAUAAUAAUAUCAGAAAAGUGCGUGUAUUUGUUUCUUUUUUUUUUUAAAUAAAUGUUGUUCUGCUGCAGAAUUAAAUAAUUAAAGACUGACAAAUACACUAUUUCAUAAAAAAGGUGAUUUUUUAAAAAUUGUAUCAACAAAUUUAAAAAAUCAUCACUUUCAAACAAAGUUUGCCGAUUGGAUUUAAAGGACAUUUCACAACUUGAAUGAAAGAUGCCUGGAUUAGUUGUGUUCAGGCGGCGUUGGUCAGUGGGAUCAGAUGAUCUUAUUGUUCCUGGAGCAUUUCUAUUAACAAUACAUGUUUUAUGCAUGAUAGCUUUAUGCACCUCAUUAAUUAUAUUUGUAUAUGAUACAGAAGUAUUGAGCAUAAAAUUUCUGUGGUACUAUCAACUAAGUUAUGUAGUUAUAUUAGGAUUAACAAUAUGCAUAGAACUAGCUAUAUGUAUUAUUUCAAUGAGAGGUAGCAUAUUGGAUUCUGAAGUCCGAACAUCGAUAAACAUAUGGAUUUAUAUAAAAAGUUUUGUGAUAUUAUUUGAUAUUACGUGGUUAGUCUUAGGUGUUAUAUGGAUUAAACAAUACUACUUAGAUGCUCCAAUGGAUGCAGCUAAGAAGAUUUUUUUAGCUUUAGUUAUAUGCAAUUGGUCAUUAGUUUUAACAACUCUUAUUACAAUAUGGUGCACAUUUGACACUGCCGGCCGAUCGUGGGUCAAAAUGAAAAAAUACCAACGAUCAAUGAGGGAGACUGAGUCUAGAUUUAAUUACAAGCGAAGUAAUAGUAUGAAUCGUAAUUGGAGACAAAGAAAAGUAAUCCGAGCCUAUCAAGACAGUUGGGACCAUAGAUGUCGACUGCUAUUCUGUUGUAUGGGCUCAUCGGAACGUAAUCAAAAUUCAUUCACAGAUAUUGCUCGACUUUUGAGUGAUUUUUUUCGUGAAUUGGAUGUUGUUCCAUCGGAUGUUGUUGCUGGUUUGGUUUUAUUAAGAAAAUUUCAAAAACUCGAAAGGGAAGCAAUUGUAAGACAGAGAAAAAACGGAACUUACGAGUUUCUGAGUGGAGUUCCAAUCACAGAGCACACACAGUUCCUAGCUUUAAACGAUACCAAAAACUAUGAUUUCUUUCAAACUGUCAUCCACUACAUGUACUUCGCACAAGGUGCCUACGGUUGGCCCAUGUACUUUAUAAUACAUCGGUCUGGACUUUGGCAUCUCUUACCUGAAAUGCGUUGCAUGGGUUGCUGUUGUGGCCAUAGCGAUGAUGUUGAAAUAAUCCAAGACAACUGUUGGUAUUGCAACUAUGCCGCCCUCAAAAAGACUCUACAAGUUGGUGACAUCGAAAUCAUUUAUGUCACGUAUCAUGUCGAUGUCGGUGAGACACCAUUCUUCGUUGCUGUCGACUAUACACAAAAGAAAGUCGUCAUCAGUAUACGUGGCACAUUGAGCAUGAAGGACAUCCUUACCGAUCUAAAUGCCGAGGGUGAGGUGUUGCCCCUUAAUCCACCACGAGACGAUUGGCUGGGCCAUAAGGGAAUGGUACAGGCGGCAAUUUAUAUCAAGAAUAAGUUAGAAGAAGAAAAUCUCAUCCAAAAAGCCCUAACACACAAUCCUGCCAGGAAUACACAAACAUUUGGUUUAGUUUUAGUGGGCCAUUCAUUGGGUGCUGGUACAGCAUCCAUUCUUGCCAUACUCCUUAAGCCGGAGUAUCCGACAUUGCAGUGCUUUAGUUAUUCCCCACCAGGUGGGCUUUUAAGUAUGCCAGCAGUAGAGUAUUCAAAAUCCUUUAUUACGUCUGUGGUGCUGGGGAAGGAUGUUGUUCCAAGGAUAGGACUACAUCAGAUGGAGGCGCUUCGUGCCGAUUUAAUAAAUGCAAUACAAAGAAGCGUCGACCCUAAAUGGAAGACUAUAUCCUGUUCUAUGAUAUGUUGUUGCUGUGGACCAGAGCCAACGUCCGUUGUGGAGAUGUCUGGCAAGGAUACCCACAUAAAUCAGUAUCAAGAGGAACGUGGUACAGCGAGGACGACAAGUGCUCAUCCAACAGACAGUUCGAUAGCUUUAACACUACAUCAACCACUAUAUCCGCCCGGAAGGAUAAUACACAUUGUUCGACACCAUCCAAAGCCCGAUGAACACGUGCUAAAAAACAAGGAACCCGUCUAUCAAGCCAUCUGGGCAGAUUCAACAGACUUCGAUGAAGUACUUAUCUCACCUGUCAUGUUGCAGGAUCAUAUGCCAGAUAAAGUCUUGGCGGCUCUAAAAAAGGUUGUAACUACAAGCGGCCCUAGAAAACCACAAAGACAAACAUCGAAUGCCUUUCAAACAUUACCCAAUGACGCCACAAUAGAUCAGUUGCUAGCUUCAAAUGGCCUACAUACAACCACCAGUUAUUGUUCAAACAGCCAGCGGGCCCAAAGUCCCAUUUCGAAUAUCACCAAUUCCGUAUCAACUCCCAACACAACACAUAAACUCUGCCUCGAGACAUCCUUCACCAAUUUGCAGAGUCCCAUCGAUAUGCAUCCCUCGCUUCCACUGUCUUGCGGAGCAGGUUCCAGUAAGGCAUCAUCUAUAGCGGGAAGCUUAUUCGGCCGAAGUCAAAUGAGCUCCUCCAUGCAGCAGUACGACAUAUCAAGUAUGAUGGAUGAGAGUCAAGCGACGUGUGGCAUCAAUGGCCGUAGUCCUUCGGUGCCUAGUGAAGCAACAACCGUCAUUAUGACCGAUUGUCCUCCCCUAGACUGUCCCAUUUUGCACAAGCCGAAGGCUGUAGCCUUUGAUAUGGCUAUAAACUACUCGGAUAUAGCCAAAUCACCGUCCCCAAAACUGCCUGCCAAGAGUAUACUUCAUCGACAGCAAUCUGCCCGAGUGGGUAAGAAGCCAACGAGCCUCCCAUUGGCCCCACUCCGACGGGCUUCGGAUUGUCCCAAGGCAGUAGAUCUAAUUCACGAUGAUUGGUUUGGUUUGGCUCCACUGGCCAGCCCUGAAACGCUUUCUGAGAUCUCAAGUAUAUCGUCCCGCACAAGUGCCGCCAUGAGUCUAGCCAAUAGCAUAGAGAGGUAUCUGCAGAAUAUGUCGAUAAGUGAAAAUGGCAACCAAGAACUGAUGGAAGACAUCUACGAGUCUCAACUUCAUACACCGAAAAUUCUCCGCCGAGCUCCAAAACUCACAGAAAACCUUUCAAGUUGUGCCGAUGACUCCCGCUACCAGGACCAAUACAAACGGAUGGGGCAGGUAUUCGUGACCUUCCCACGGGUUAUACCAAUGCGGAAUAACAGUAGGGAUGAGUCCAGUGACGAAAGCUUUGAGUCUGCCUUCAGCCACUCCAAGACUCUGCCCAAUAAGAAAAGGAGAAAAAGUUCCAAAUCCGCCGACCAGAUCGACGAAAAUGGCGGAGGAUCUGCAGAGACAACCAAAAAACUGGGGAAGAAGCUAACUUUCAGUGAUAGUCAGAUACUCGAUCGAGAAUGUCCAAGUUCCUGCCCCAAUUGUCCAUGUCGCAGUGGAUCCACCUGCUGUCAGCUGGAGGACCAUGAUCAAUGUCAAAAUUUGAUGGCGCCACAGUCGCAAGUCAAUAUUGGAUCACUGGACACCUACUACAGUGCCAAUUCGUCCCUGGAUCGAUUCUCGACUCCACAAAACCUCAUCCGUCUGCAAUCUCCACCAACGCCUCAGCAAACCCCAUCAUCGAAUGGACAUGAUGCCGAAACGGUGGACCAACGCCGCCGUCCCGGUGUGCUCGAAUCACACUUCCCCGUCUACGAUCCAAUUGUCGUCGAUACAACUUCCGAGGAUGUUUCACUCUUGUCCCAGGAAUCAUCACCAGUCCCCCAUUCGAAUAACAGCAACAAUUUUAUUCAAGUACAAAAACGUUCGGGUCUAAUGCGCAAGCGUAAUUCCACCGAUGAACGAAUAUUCUCACGAAACGAAUCACUACCGUUGUUAGCUAAUUUAUCAUCGGAAAGAACAUCCUCAGCAUCACCAUCGCCGAGUUUUGUCAAACGGAAAAGCUGUGUAUAUCCGGUGAACAGUAAAUUCAGCGGAAGUAGCAAUGGAUCAAUGGGUAGUGUAAAGGCUUUCGUUCAAACAGCGACAACGUCAAGUAAGAACGAAAGUAGUGUUUGAAAAAUAAUUACUUAAUUUAUUUCAAAAUACAAUAUGUAAUUAAAAUGGUGAAACCUAUAAAAACAAGAAACACAAUAGAUUAGUUGAAAUAGUUUUUUGAUAAGAUUUUCUACUGACCACAAUAUUCAUUAUCAUCAAAACAAAAAACAAAAAUAGAACAAUAUAAAUUUAAACUAAGCAUAACAAAUGAACAUAACUGUGAAAAUGUUUCUUUUAGAUAAUAAUCUUGUAGAAUCAAACUGUCAAGUUGUUUCCUCUUUCCUUUACUCAAUCAGGAUAAUGUGACAUGCUAGGGAUAUUAUUGAGCUUUAAAACUAAGAAAUUAUACAAACAAAUCGUUGCAGAUUGAAAAGGGCACCUUAAUCUUCUUUCUUGUUCUUGUUCUGACUUCAAACUUCUAUCUAGACAAUAAACUUAAGCUGUCUAAAUAUUGACUUAUGUGUCUGUCACUACAAAACAAAACAAAAUCCAUUUCCUACUCAACAAUAACGUUUAAUUAUACUUACGUCAAAUUUCGAAAAUAGUUUCGUCAUGAAACAAAAAAGGUUUCCGGAUGUCAAAAAAAAAAUCAGCCACCGAAAUCAAAUAAAGAAGGCACCCUGUUUUCUUGACUUCAAUUUACUGUCAGCUUAACGUCCAUUUCGCAAGAAAAACUCAACGAAACUUUUAAAAAAAUUGUUAUUGCCAGAUAAAUUUUGUUUUUUUUUCUUUGACAGAACCACUUUGGCUUCAUCUGUCAAAGCUAAAUCAGCAUUUGGAUCACCUUAUACUUAAAAAAAAGAGUGAUUGAUAGCUAGAUAAAGCAAUGAAACGUCAAAAUGAUUUGCAACACACUGUCAAUACUAUUGACUUUUAUAAAAGAGCAUCUAGUGGACAAAGUUGCUGACAACUUGAAGUUGUAGUUUAGAUGAAAACAUGACAUUUAUUACUGAAAAUUGUAUUUUAAAUUGAAGUUUUUACAGUAAUAGUUUAUUUAUUGACUUAAGGGUGUGUUCAUUGAAAAAAUUCAAAGUUGUCAAGCAUCGAUUAGGGAAUCCUUCACAUUCUUAAGGAGUAUGGUUGCUUCUGAUCGAAGGGCUUCUGGACGGUCAAACGAAUAUAUCAUUAUAAUUUGAUCAUAAAUCGUCUGUCACUUUUAUGAGAUUGUUAGAUUCGUUAAUCGUUCUACAGAGAUAUGUUUUUUGUUUAAGAUACACUUUCCCUAGCAAACUCAAAAAAACAAACAAUCAAACCUUUACGUAGACGAACAAAAAGUCGAGGAGGCAUAUAUUUCUUCAAUUUCCUCCAACUAACAUCCUACAUUUAUACCUAUAACUAUGUUUAAAGAAACAAAACCUAAACUUCUUACAAAUUAACAAAAAAAAUUAAUACAAUUUAAAAUAUCCGACCAAACCAAGCAUUAAAAAGUGAUUUAAUAAGAUUUAAUACAAACAAGAAAAACAAUUUCAAUAAUAAAUAAGAGAACUAGAUUUUUCUUCCUUAAACACACAAAUUGUUUAAAAAUAUUAAAAUAGAAUAAAUAUUUGUGCCAAAUAAACUUAAACCUAAAUUUUAAGAUUAAAAUUAAAACAAACUAAGAAAAACAAUAUUAGAAAAUUUUUUGAUUAAUAUAAAACAAAACAUAAAGAAAAAACUAAUUUCACAAUGUCAAUUCGUAUAUGAAACAAACAAACAUUUUAGUCACGUACAGUUUUUACAAUAUUAAAAUUAUAGACAAUUUACCAUAAACAAAUAAAAAUGUUAAAUCACACAAAACAAAAUAAAAUAAAGAACUUAAUUCAGACUUUAGUCUAAGUACCUCCUAAAUUAGUUAGUAAAUUAUAGUUUCUUAAAUGGACCUACCUACCUUGAUUUUAUUUUUUAAAUUAACGAAUUAAAUUAUUUAACAAAAAAAAAUAAAAACUAUUUACUAACUUAUA